Anolis sagrei ordinatus is the source of this 1760-nucleotide messenger RNA. NCBI's taxonomy places the organism in Eukaryota, Metazoa, Chordata, Lepidosauria, Squamata, Anolidae. The record is from RefSeq and is a predicted model, not a curated record.
GGGACGUACAAGAUAUAUUGAAUGUUGAUUUAAUAUAGGACAUAUUUUUAACAUACGUGGACCAAAAUUGGUCCUAUGUUGUGUAUAUAUGUGUAUGUAUGAGGAUAUUUUCCAUAGCUGGUUGGAAAUAACCAAAGAGAAAGACGACAGGAGAAUGGAGGGGACUGGAACAUUAUUGAUUGUUCUGCUUGUGACUCUUCUGCUUCUCUCCUAUCUGAAACAGCAGUGUUCACGCCGACAUUUUCCCCCUGGGCCUCUUGCCUUUCCUCUUAUUGGAGGCAUAUGGAGAGUUAACUUUGGAAUUGGAUUUAAUGUGGAGACACUAAUGAAGCUGGCAGAACGAUAUGGAGAGAUUUCUGUUUUGUGGGUGGGACAUAUACCAGCUGUAAUAUUUUCUGGAUUUGAAGCUGUGAAAGAAGUAUUGAUUGAUCAUUCGGAAGACUUCUCAGAGCGGGUACAGACUCCAUUUCUUACAACUUUAGGAAGAGGAAAGGGUAUUGUACUUUCGAAUGGACCGAACUGGAAGCAGCAGAGGCGGUUUGGCCUAGUUACACUGCGGAAACUGGGAGUGGGGAAAAAAAGCGUGGAGGGCCAAAUAGAAGAGGAAUCCCAACAGCUUGUAGAGGUUUUUGCACGUGAAAAAGGGCAGCCCUUUGAUCCUGCAUUAGCUAUCACAAAUUCAAUCGCCAACGUGAUAUGUGCUAUCACCUUUGGAUAUCGUUUCCCUCUUGAAGAUGAAACUUUCAAGAAACUAACUGAAGGCGUUGCAUUUACCUUAAAAUGUGGAAUGGGUCUUUUUCAUUUGCUAUAUGAAAUGUUCCCAUGGCUCAUGAAGCAUCUUCCAGGGCCUCACAACGAGGCUUUGCAUGCCACAGAGAUGGUACUUGCAUUAGCAAAGGAAGAAAUACAGAAGCAUAAGGAGCAAAAGUCCUUUCAGGAGUUAUGGGAUUUCAUUGAUUUCUACCUGCUUGAAAUAGAAAAAAGGAAGAAUGAUCCUACCUCUACAUAUGAUGAUGAGAACCUGGCUCAGGAUAUUCAUGACUUAUUUAUUGCUGGAACGGAAACGACUGCCACUUCUCUGAAAUGGGCAAUCCUCCUUCUGGCAAAUCAUCCAGAUAUUCAAGAUAAAGCUUACAAGGAAAUAGACGAUGUGUUGUGCUCCUCUUCCUUCAGCUAUCAAGAUCUGAAGAAGCUCCCUUAUACAAACGCUGUGCUCCAUGAGAUUCAGCGUUCAAAAUAUCCCCUCUUAUUUGGGAUCCCAAGACAAACAACCAAAGAUGUGAAGAUGAGAGGUUUUCUCAUCCCUAAGGGGACAAUCGUUAUACCAAAUCUAUACUCUGUUCUUCUUGAUCCAAAGCACUGGGAGUCUCCUAAAGAGUUCAAUCCAAAACAUUUUUUGGACCAGGAUGGACAUUUUGUUGCUAGAAAAGAGUUUCUGGCAUUUGGUGCAGGCUCUCGGGUGUGUUUGGGGGAGCAGCUGGCAAGGAUGGAGUUCUUCAUCUUCUUGGUCAACCUGCUGAGGGCCUUCCGUUUCCAGCUGCCUCCAGGAGUCAAAGAUCUCAAUGAAGAUCCUACACCAGGAGUGACAACACCACCCCAUCCUUAUAAAGUGUGUGCUGUUCCUCGCUGGAUUCAUCAUAAAAUAUACAAAAAUAAUUGCAAUGGCAUGUACUUCAUUGCUGCAAUUUUAAAACAAAUCCACAAUCCCUUUCAUUUUCUAAAUUUCUUUCAUGUGCUUAGAAUCUGAAGCAAACCUGUGA